This is a messenger RNA of Carya illinoinensis, 740 nucleotides long. RefSeq lists its product as uncharacterized. The transcript is spliced from 5 exons. NCBI's taxonomy places the organism in Eukaryota, Viridiplantae, Streptophyta, Magnoliopsida, Fagales, Juglandaceae. Gene Ontology annotation, cellular component: chloroplast thylakoid membrane. The record is from RefSeq and is a predicted model, not a curated record. The coding region runs from base 93 to 536 and encodes 147 amino acids.
GCAAAUGCUAAAAAACAUGGACCAAAAAUAUUAAACGCUACGGAUAGAAAACAAGGAACACGUAAGGAAGUCCUCUGGAGUCUGGACUGUAGAUGGCUUCCACAUCUCUGCCCCUCAUCAAUGGAGGCAUCAUUUUCUCCUCUCAAUACUCAUCCCUUUCCAAACACCAUCACUCCGCAACUCCCCUCAAGCGGGGAUUGAGAAGAGACCAAGACACAAGCAUGGUCAUUAACAGAACCAGAGGACAAGCAUUUCAAAUCUUGGCUAAUCCCAAUGUGUCUUCAGGGAAACGAGGCUCGGUUAAUGAAGUGAUCAUGGUUGAUCCUUUGGAAGCCAAGCGGUUGGCUGCCAAACAAAUGCAAGAAAUUAAAGCAAAACAGAAAUUCAAGAGGAGAUGUCAAAUUGAAGCAAUUAACGGAGCUUGGGCAAUGAUUGGUCUUACAGCAGGUCUGGUAAUUGAAGGUCAGACUGGAAAAAGUAUUUUGGCUCAGUUGGCAGGAUACUGGAGCAUUGUUGUCAGUCUUUUUGUGCAGUAAUUGUAAAGUUUGAGAAAUUGCAGAUUUUUUCUCAGAUAAUUCUUCAAAACUGAUGCUGUGAGCCUGUGAGUUCUUUCCAAAAAUGUUGCUUCUGUCCACAAUUCUUAUACCAUUUUAAUAGUGAGUUGUAUAAAUAUUAUAUGGUGGUUGUAUGCAUACCAUUUCUCUUGAAAAAUGAUAGAAUUACAAUUGUUUUUUUAAUUC